AUGCUUGCUGAGCAUGUUAUACAAAGUAUUGACCAAGAUCAUCCUCACGCGCACAUCUGGGACGCUGGACGAAGUCCCGCCCCAAGAACAAGCUGGAUUCCGCCAGGGGUUCAGCUGCUUGGACCACAUCCAGACCGUGUCAAGGGUCAUAGAGCUUUGCCGGGAAUACCGCUCCUUGUUCUAACCUUCUUCGACUAUGAGGAAGCCUUUGACAGCGUAGAAACGAAUGCAAUACUGUCAGCGUUGGUCGAUCAAGGUGUGGACGCGUCGUUUGUGAGGACAUUAGCUAAUUGCUACGAUCGUUGCACGACUAGGAUACAGCUUUUCCACUGCCCUCUCACCAUACCCAUUGGAAAGGGGGUACGACAAGGCGAUACUAUAUCGCCAAAGCUGUUUACCGCUGCAUUGCAAUGGAUAAUGAAAUCACUUUUCUGGGAAGAAAGGGGCAUAUGUGUUGAUGGAAGAUUCCCUUCGAACCUUCGUUUCGCGGACGAAAUCGUUCUCUUUUCGAGCAGUACCAAUGAAGCAGAAAAGAUUCUCAACGAAUUGAAUGAAGCAGGGAAGAGAAUAGGACCACGAAUAGACAGAAAGAAGACACAGUUCAUGAAGGUGCCCACUGCGAGGACGGAGGAGUACAACUUGAACUAA
Necator americanus (New World hookworm) is the source of this 648-nucleotide messenger RNA. RefSeq lists its product as uncharacterized. Bases 1 to 648 code for a protein of 215 amino acids. The transcript has a single exon. NCBI's taxonomy places the organism in Eukaryota, Metazoa, Nematoda, Chromadorea, Rhabditida, Ancylostomatidae. The record is from RefSeq and is a predicted model, not a curated record.